Molecule: messenger RNA, 486 nt
Organism: Parasteatoda tepidariorum (common house spider)
Lineage: Eukaryota; Metazoa; Arthropoda; Arachnida; Araneae; Theridiidae
Product: migration and invasion enhancer 1
Source: RefSeq, a predicted model, not a curated record
AUGUUUAAAGCUCAAAGCGAAAGUUACGCACCUCGCUUCAAAGAAUUGGAGCGACAAAUUAAAGCAGAAGUUCCAGAUGCUGUAGUCAGAGGUGCUGUUGGAAGAACUUCUUCUUUUGAAGUAAUUGUGGAUGACGAAGAAGUGUUUUCCAAAUUACAGAUAGGUGCAUUUCCUAACAUGAGGGAGAUUGUGGAAGUUGUAAAAGCUGCCAGCGAGGGAGAAGAAAUAAGAAAAGUUACAGAUACUGAAAGCUCUUUUUGCAUUAUUCUAUGAUGACAGCCAAAAGGUACAUGAAUCUCCGUUAAAAUUCUUGUUUUCUUCCAGAUGUGUAUGAUAGUUCUUUCUGAAAGCUUUGUGGAAGGAAUCUUGAUGAAAAAUCUGCGGUUAAUUGGUUUUUUUAAGUUGAUUCAUGUACUGACUCGUUAUUUCAUUUUAAAAUGCUAUUUAUUUAUUGCUAAUCUUGAAAUAAAAUGUUUUACUUAAAAA